Molecule: messenger RNA, 1085 nt
Organism: Nelumbo nucifera (sacred lotus)
Lineage: Eukaryota; Viridiplantae; Streptophyta; Magnoliopsida; Proteales; Nelumbonaceae
Source: RefSeq, a predicted model, not a curated record
AGCAGAUCCUGCUUCGUUAGGAGAAUGGUAUAAGACGUGAGCAACAACGCAAGGGUGUGACAUCCAAUAGAACAUUCAUUCAGUCAUUAGCUUCUGGCACCAAACUGAACAAUUUGAACGGAUUAAAUAAGUCAAACAUUGUAAGGAAAGGUCUGGUUUUAAAUGCAUUUGAACCACAAAUAGGUAGCUGCUGAAGAUCACAUGUCAGCUGUAUCCAAGAAUGAUGGGCCUUUAAAGUUGAAGUCGGCCUUGGGGCUUGACAGGCCCAACACUGUUUUAAAUGGGCCAGAACCAAUUGUUCCAAGUCUUAAGUCGGCACGUGGUGACUUAAAAAGGCACGUGAUUGAGGGAACCUCUCAGGUAGACGGGAAACAAGGUCUACCAUCUUCUACCUCGAGCUCCUCCAGUCGGUCGAAUGACCCUGUUCAAGUGAACAGUUUGUUACAAUGGCUUCCUUCAAAGAAACUGGUUCAGCUAUCACCAGAUCAUUGUAAUCCGAGAUGUGUUAAGUGCAGCGAGAUAGAUAACCUGGAACUGGAAAUACUAACUGAUGAUGAAGAGUGCUCUGAUUCGGAUGUUGAAGAAACUCUCAGUCUGGGAAGUAUAGAUCUACAAAACCUGAAAGAUAUCUUUGAGGAGGAAAGUUUGAACACUGAGUUGUUGUUUCCAGAAGAGGUGCUGGAUCAAUGUGGCCUCGGCAUCAAGGAACAGGUGUUUAAGGUAAAUCCCAACAGUGGUGAAGAAAAUUUCUCCCCUUUAGAACUUGUGUUGCAUAAAGUUAAGAUGAAUUUAGAAGCUCUUGCUAAGGUCCGGCAGAACUCACCUCAUCUAAUAAAAGAGCCCACUCCACUAAACCGGCCUAUGCAGGUUAUCAGGCCAGAGGAAUGUGAAUAAACUUUGACACCUAACACAGGGAUAACUUCUGCUGCAGGGGGUGAAAAAGUUUUGGUUGAAACUAGUCCACUUCCACAAUGGAAUUAGGAACAAGGAAAGGUCUUGGACUCGACACUUGCAGAUGACAUCCCACUUCGAACCCCACUUCACUCACUUCCAUUAGGUUCAGCUCAGGUUUGGCAUUGCUGAGG